GGCGCUUUCCCUUGGCACCGCUUUGCGGGAACUGUUGGAGAAAGAGUUGCUUCUUCCUGCGUCCCCGGCUUCCCAGCGGCGCCCGUUGCCGGGGAACGCAGGCGCCGUGGGAAGGCAUGGCGGGAGCUAACAGCUUAGGAGCUGGCACCUGCGUUGAGGUGGUCUCGAAGGGCCUGGACUCGGCAUGAAACAACGGAAAGGCCAAGGGCCUGGGGGCGGCCGUGGUCGCAAGAAGAGAGGUUUGAGUGACAUCUCACCAUCAACAAGCCUGCCACCUCUGGUUGAAGGGCAGUUGCGCUGCUUUCUCAAACUUACUAUUAAUAAAGUCGUAUGGAAGAUUGCAAAGCCUCCCACUUCUGUACUUGUCCGAGUAAGAUGGUGGGGAGAAACGUCAGAUGGAACCCUCUUUUGUCCCAGGGAUGCAUUGCAGACUGAACCAAAAGUUGUGAGAACAACUACCCGUUAUGCUAUCCGUUGUGGUCCAAAGCAGUUCACCUCAUAUUUAACAGAUAUGGCUGUGCUGGUGUUGGAAGUCAUCACCAAACUUGAUCAUCUUCCGGUUGGCAGAGUUCAAAUCAGUGGACUUGCCCAGCUGUCUCCAACCCAUCAAAUCAAUGGAUUUUUUACCAUUGUUUCACCAGUAUCUAAGAAACUUGGAGAACUUCAGGUUUCACUUGCCCUAGAACCUCUGUCAGAUACUUACGACAGCUAUAAGCCUCUUCCUACCACCGACAUGACAGAAAAUGUGCUUUUAUCUGAGCGAGGACUCCGAGAGAAUACUGAAUCCAGCAAUGCUCUAUCUAUGAUUCCAUCUUGUGGGGAACCUGCCAUCAAAACUGAAGGAAAAGAAUUAGCAGGCACCAGCAGUAGAUCAGCCACACCAAGGGGGAAGGACCACUUGUACUUUGCAGAGGACCCCGAUGCAGUAAAGAGUUCUUUGUGUGGACCACAGCAUCACCUUAAUUCAGAGCCAAGUUUAGAGACUGUAUUGUUGAGAGGCAAAGCCCCACAGAAGCAGAUGUCCCUCCUAAACAGUUCUGAAUUUCAGCCACAAAUUAGUACAGUCACCAAGAGUCACAGUGACUCAUUCAUCCUGUCUUCAAACAACCCUCCUACAAAGGACCUUCUUUCAGCUCUGUUAGAACAAGGCAAUAAACUGAGGAAUGCCAUGUUGAUUUCUGCAAUGAACUCGAGCCCAGAUACUAGCAUGCUGCUGGACAAAGCUCCUCCUCCUAUGCUGGAAGAUGGUUUCAGAUCCUCAGUGCCGAAUUCAUCUAAAAACCAAUUUAAAGACCACAGUGGUGACCACCUCCUCCCCUUGACUGAGAACAUGUUUUGUAAAGAUGACAUAAAAGUUGACACCAGAGCCAUACAGCUGCUGCUAGGCAGUGCUGAAUUAUCCCAGGGUCAUUUCUGGAAUGGAUUAGGCUCGCCUCCAGACUCCCCAUCUCCUGGAAGUGAUGUGUACUGCAGCAGUGACCUGAAUGACCCUCAGUAUGACCAGAGUCUCCUGGAGAACUUGUUUUACACAGCACCUAAAUCUGAAGUCAGUGCCAGUGACUUCCUCAGUGAAGAUGAGAGCAUGGAACCUUCUAAAACAGUGAACCAGUCAAAAGCCUCUGGCAGAUCUAAGGUGGUAGGGUCAAGUGAGCACAAGCUGAAGAAGAUGGCAGCUGUCAAGAAAAGCAGAAGUGUGGUUGAUGAACAAGUGCUCUCAAGAAUUCCAGGACAUACCCCAGCGACGUCACUAAGUGUGGAUAGACUGGCACUUCUGGGUAGAAUACAUUCCGUCAGAAUCAUCAUUGAAACAAUGGGCGUCCCUCCAGAUAGUCCCCAUGUGACACCAAACAGAAAAAGCUUUGCCGGGAAACCACCAAAGCCAGCAGCAGCAACAGCAGCAGCAGCAGCAGCAGCAGCAGCAGCAAAAAAGCGCACUUUCUUUGUGGAGUAUCACUUUCCUGUGGGCUUUUCCAGACGUGGACUGGGAAAGACAGCUUUGAUCACUGAGGUCGUGCGACUUGCCUCCAGUAAAGUCGCAGAUGGAGUGGUGAAAUUCCAGCAGCGAUUUGUGUGUCCAAUAGAGUUUGGUGGCCCAAUGAUAGAGCACUGGUGGAAUUCUAACCUCACCUUCCAAAUUUAUGCAAAGAAAGCCCCACAGAAAAAGCCAGAAGCCGUUGGAUCUGCAUCUCUUCCUUUGCGAGCUGUCAUUCAGUCCGAGCUGCUUUCUUUCCGUAACCAGCUUCCAGUGCAGCAGGAACAUGGCUCAUCUGCACUUGGCCCCCUCCAGGUCACCAUGGAGCUUGUUUUAGGCAGCAAGGGUUUCACUGGUGUCAGCGCUAAGUUAAGCAGCAGCACCCAACAUACUCCACUUUCUGCUGCUACAAGUCCAGAUAUGGCACGGAAAACACUCCAGGAUACGACCUGCACCCAAAACCCACAGAACUCAAAUCAAAUUCAUGAGGAAACUUCAAGGAAAACACAAAAUUUAGUGCUCCCCAACCCGAAGUCAGCGAACCCUGUAUCCUCAAAUUCUCCAGACGUCAUGACUGUUCCGCAUCACAGUUCAGUACAUCAAACCAAUGGGUCAAGCAAAGAAAGUGCCUUACUAUUACAUGUGCUGUUGAUGGUGCCAGAUGGGAAAGACUUUGUUUCUAGAGAGCCGGAGAAACCACCACCGUGCAAUGUGUACUUAAAGUGCAAGCUCUUCCGCACAGAGGAAGUCACCACGUCUGCCGUCUCGUGGGGCACGGCGCAGCCUGUCUUUAAUUUUUCUCAGGUGAUUCCCGUUUCACUGUCUUCCAGAUACCUGGAAAGACUUAAGAACAAUGUGAUGAUAAUUGAAACUUGGAACAAGGUGCGGAGCCCAGGACAGGACAAGCUGCUCGGGCUGGUGAAACUCCCUCUCCAUCAGUUUUACAUGUCAUUCAAAGAUCCCAAGAUUUCUCGCCUGCUGCUUGAUGCCAGGUACCCAGUUGUUGCUGUCGACAGCUAUAUGCCUGUGAUUGAUGUGUUCUCAGGCCACCAAAAUGGAAGCCUUCGAGUCUUUUUAGCCAUGGGUUCUUCAGAUCAGAUAAUGAUGCUACAAAGAUUAAAGAAUGAAGAAGGAACACUCCCUCCCUUCAGCCCUAGGCCAGCCCAUUUCCUGGACCAGCCACCUGUAGCAUCUGUUCCUAUGCCGGAAGGCCAAGGAAACCGACUGAUGGAGCACCACUUUGAGUUCCAUGUGGUGAUGGUCAAAGGGCUCGUGCCCCUUCAGACAACAGUCUGGGGAGAAGCAGAUUGUUACGUCCAGUACUACUUUCCAUUCCAAGACUCCCAACCCAGUGUGCUCCAAGGACCUGACUUCCUUGAAAAUGGAAUUACUCUGAAGCCCUUUAGAACUUCAACCACACUGUGUGUCCCAGAUCCCAUCUUUAAUAGUGAGCACCAUCACUCUCUCCUGUUGCCAACUGAAGUUCCAGUGCAAAGGCUCCUGCUAAGUGCCUUCUCCUCCCAGGGGCUUGUGCCUGGAGGUGGAGUCCAGUUUGAAGUCUGGUGCAGAUACUAUUAUCCUAAUGUAAGGGACCAGAUGGUUGCCAAAGGAACCUUGCCAUUAUCAAGGAUUUGUGCCAUGGUAACCAUGGAGCACCGUGAAGAUGUGGGAAUGCAGAACUUUAAUCUUCCAUUAACCCCCAGAUUUGAGAACAGUAAAGAAUUGAAGAACCAGCCAUCAGGUUUGCUGGAUGUGGGUUUGAGGUACCGACGUAGCCCAAGAACAACAGAGGGAGUUCUUGCUGCCCGAACCGUCUCCAUCUCAGUCCAGAUUAUCAGAGCCUGUGGUCUGCAGGCAGCAGCUAAGGCUUUGGCUGAGCAGGAGCCUGCUGUACAGUUUGGUGCCACCGUCGGAGUCAAUGCUUCUGUCACCACGCAUCUCUCCUUCCUGCCCAAGGCGGAGCAGCGCCGAACCCGCCCUGUGGCCUGUUCCUUCUGCCCUGAGUUCUCCCAUCACAUUGAGUUCCCCUGUAACCUGGUGACUCAGCACUGUAGUGGAGAAGCCUGUUUCCUGGCAGAGCUAUUGGAAUAUGCAGAAAUUAUUUUUGCAAUCUAUCAUGAAAAUACCAAGUCAGUCAGUGAUAUAGCCAGUAUCCAGUCGUGCAAGGAUUAUCUUCUUGGAGUAGUAAAAGUUCCAACAAAAGACCUACUGGUCAAGAGAUCUGGGAUCACAGGAUGGUAUCCUGUCAUUUUGCCAGAAGAUGAAGGCCUGCCUCAGGACCUGGAGUAUAUGCAGAAGAUUGUAGGAGGCCUGGAGCUUUCUGUUUCCUUCACGCAUCCUGGAGAUAGAGAGCGGGUGUUGGAAGCUGCUGAGCUGUUGGGCUGGACCUUUAACAACAGCCUGAAGGAUCUUGUCAAGAUGGAAGAAGAGGUGCCAGCCACUGUCACCAUCUCCACCCCACGACUCUGGCUUCCUGUCCAUUGUGUGCUGCUCGCUGGCCACAAGAACAUUCAUAAGAAUACAUACUGCUAUCUUCGCUACAAACUGUACACUCAAGAAGCCUUUUGGACCCCUCUACGGAAGCCUAAGGAAUCUACAAACAGAAACCAGGUCCUGAUCACUUUCAAGGCAUCUAAAAGAGCAGAAGUCACUCGGAGCCAGUCACUGCUUUGGUACUUCAGGGAAGAAAAGUUAGAGAUCCAAGUGUGGCGAGCUUAUGGCAAUGACAAUUUAGAGAGGCCACACCAGACUGACAGCUGGAUCGGCUCAGCCUAUGUAGACCUGUCCAGACUUGGGGAAAAAUCAGCAAGGACACUGACUGUCAGUGGUGUGUAUCCUCUGUUUGGAAGAAAUGCUUCCGACCUCUCGGGAGCUGCCUUGCGAAUUCAUGUGGUUCUUUCCCCUCUUUCCCCUCUCACUGAGCCCACUCGUGAUCUGGACUCCAUGGACUGCAGCAGCCACAGUGAGUCUGAGCAACUCCCCAGAAAGAGCGAUGAGCUCCAGCUGUCUCGACCCUGUGUCCUCCAGAAGACUCCGGCCUCCACCCAGGUCAGCUGCAACAGCGCUGCAGCUGAGGUGUGCCCUGCCCAGGAGGCCCCUUCCGAGUUGGAGGGGACUUUUGCAGUCAGCAUCCUGGUGGAGAGAGCCAUGCACUUGAGUUUGAAAGGGAGCCCCUUGACGGAGCGGAAAGUGUCCGUGCCCAGUUGUUGUGUAUCCUUUGUAACAUCCACUGAGCCAUCUCCUGUAUAUACCCAUGUGGUUGAAAACACCGACUCACCCAUUUGGAAUUUUCAACAGCAGUCAAGGUUAUCAAAAGAGCUGCUUCUGGACCCACAUCAAACCUUGGUUUUUAAAGUGUGGCAUAAAGGAGAUGAGGAGAGGGUGGUUGGCUUUGCCUCGGUGGACCUCUCCCCACUAUUGUCUGGCUUUCAGUUUAUCUGUGGCUGGUACAAUAUUACAGACUUCAGUGGAGAGUGCCAAGGGCAAAUCAAAGUUGCUGUUUCCCCUUUGGAGAGUCUGAUGCACUUAAAAGAAGAAAGACAAGCGAGACGAGGGACAGUGGCCCCAGGAUCACUGAUACCUUUGUUCAGCCCCUUUCCAUUCCCUGCCUCUUCUCUCUGUGACACAUUCCCUGGGCCUAUUGCAAGGCACACCCAAGACGAGCUUGCGCACACUUUUCCAAAGGAGGUUGAUUUCUCCUCUCCUGCAAGAAAUGGUGCCAUCAGAAGCCAGGUGGCACGCCAUGAGGAGCAUGUGCAGAACAUCCGCCGAUUCCACGAAUCCCUGCAGCAUGGGGAAGCAGUCUCGGCAGGUGAUGAGAAGCUGACCACAGUGCCUUUGUCCUCCCACACCUCCAUUCUGACUUCGCUCAGGAAGAAUCUGAGUGAGCUUGAUGAGAUCCAGAAGUACUUCACCCAGAAGCUCAGCAAGCCUCUCCUGCCCUUGAGCUCUCCCAGUUCUCCUGUUCUCUCAAAGAGCCAGGAGAGCCCAGGAGCCAGCAGCCAAGACCCCGAGAACCAGUGCAUCCUGGAGAAAUCCAGUAACCUGGUGUUGCAAGUCAGUUCCCUAAUCUCAGAUCUGCAGACGAUCACCAGAGACUCACAAGCAGCUUUGGCUUCUCGCCAAGCCAGGAGUAGAAGCAGAGCAGUCACCACCCUCCCAGGUGCUCAGGACACAAAAGCCAUGCGAGGACGAAGCACCAGUCCAGAGGAGCCGGUGGCAGGAGUUGGAGAGACAAGCACAAAUUCCCUGCCUGCCCCUGUUCUUGAAGAGACUUCGGAGGGAGGAAGAGUGCUCCGUGAGUCGGUGGAGCAUGCACUGCCUGUCACAAGGGUGCACAGCGGUGAGGACACCGAGGUGGACUCAGACCUCAGUGAAGAAGACUAUGAGGAAGACUUCCUUGAGCCCAGGACCCUCAAUGAGAUCACCACAGUGACCGACAAAACUAGUCCCUGGUCCAGUUUCAUGUCAGACAUGAGUGAAGUCUUUAGCCCUCGACCCAGUGAGAUACCGAGGGAAGGACCUUUCCCUAGAGAGGAACUUAAGGUCAGAAGUAGCUCAAUGUCCAGACCACAAAAGGUAGUCAACCCCCAAUCUGUACAGGACUCCCCUAGCCAAAGGCCUAGUGAGGGUGGAGCCUGUAAGACCACAGUUGAAGAGUCUGCCUCAACCAAGCCUCGGCCUGUCCCAGGCCUAACAUUCUCAGAGGCCCAAGAGAGCAAUGAUUCUGUUGGACAGAGCUCACCACAUAUAAAUGAGGACAAGAGGCCCAUGCCAGAGAUCCUGGCUGAGAGUGAAGCCAUCUCCAGUGAGUCCAGUGACUCUUCGGAGAGUCCUCUACACCUGCCCUCCCAAAGCGAAAGGGGAAACCACAAGGAACCACCCAAAGACUUUCCUGCUGUGAGGCAGAAUCUCCUCCCGGAACCUAUUGUGGUGCCCAACUUCUUUUUGCCUCCCCAACAACUGGAGGCCUCUCUGCGCAUGAUCUCCCACUCUCCAGCUCUGCCACCACCAGCCACAACUGACCAGGACAAGAGUGAAACCACCAGGGGAGCCCUUGCCCAGAGGCCUUGUCGCCCCAGACCUAACUCUCUCCCUCCCAACCUUCCUGAGGAAGAGACUCGCAGAAUCGCUCGAAUAUUUUCUUCCAAGUAUUCCCAGGAACCUCAUGAAGCCUAGGGGACUGAGGGGAGGGGCUACCAGCCAGCCUCCCUCGUCUUUGUUUAACUUACAAGAGGCACCAGGUCUGUUUCCCUCGGCAUCUUGAGACCUAAUUAGCUAAGACUAGAGAGAUGUCUGGAGCCACUAACUUCUGCCUACUAGGACUUCAGCUUCCUUCUGUAACGAGGCAACUGCUGGAAAUAAAAUGGACUCCAGCACCCGAGUGGCCCGCCCAUCCAUCUUCUGACUGGGGCCUGAGGAGGCACCUCUGAGCAGAGAAACCAGUAUCCUUGACACAGCCUCUUGCUUUAGCCAUAGCCACCCUAUUUUUGCUUUAAAUAUUGGUGGGAGCAGUAAGUGCGUGCAUAGCUGAGAAAAUGCCAAGGCCCUUUCCGCUUGUUUAUUUGGGAAUGUGUUUGUAGACAUAAAUUAUUUUUAUGAUUUAGUGAAUUAAUCAAUAGCACAGGGGGGAUCACCUCCUUUAAACUGUUUGUCUGAAAUCUAACCAUGUUUUUAACUUAAUGUUUGUUUUUUACUCAGCUCUGAAAUUAAUUGUUCUUGCCUUUGUUUUAAUAAAACUGGUAUUUGUAUUUGUGCACAAGUAUUUUCUGGGUUGGUCACUGGGAAAAGGUGCUGGAAUUCAUUUGUAGUCUUUGCUGCACAAACAAAGGUUGACAACCAUUCCUCAGCCAUUUGGAACAAGGGACCAGAGUCACCGUGAGGCUUCUGAGUUCUCCCUGGUGUCGGAUUGGCCCACAUUGGAGUGACACCAGUAUCCCCUCUUGAUUGUUGGGUUUUGCUUGUUUGUUCUUGGUUUUGUCUUUUCCUCUGAUGAUCCUUGAAAUCUCUCAGCAUAGUGAAAGUCUAUUAUCCAGUCCCUCAGAGUCCCCUGGGUCUCAGAAGGGCGUCUCUGUCAGACCACAGUCACUUGGGCAGAUACCAUUGAUAAAGCCCUAUGGGGACGACUCUGAAGGGGCACAGAUGUAUAGCACCAGCUGGGUGACGAGGCUGGAAGGUACCUACCAGAGGACCCUGCUUGUCACCCCUAAGCGUUUUGUCAUUUCACUGAUCCUCAAAACAACUCUACAUUCUAUAGCCUAGAUAGGCUGCUACGUCCAGGGAAGGAUUCCUGAAAGAAAUCAGUGCUGGAGUAAACCCAGAGAAUGGCCAGGCCACAGACAUCUGCAGGUAGAACCAAAAGGAUGUUCUGGGCUGUACCAGAGUCCAGCCUGGCAGUGUCUGUGCCUCUGGUCUCAUCUGGAAGGCACAGACAUCUUUAGACUCUGGCUUCAUAGGAUUGCUGUGAAGAUCAAAUGGGACAUUUCUGAAAAUACUUGGCUGGCAUUUGGCACAGAAUGUAAGCUUAGGAAAUGUCAGCCCUGCCCCCUCUUCCCAAGCUCCUGGAGUGAAUUAGAGGUAAGAACGCCAGUACCCAGCCUCCCUUUAUGGGCCAUGUACCCUCUGCCCAGUCUGCCCUCAUAUUUAUUUCUGCUCCUUGAACUUCACCCUGCAAACCCACCCCCUCCCCAACCAGGGCAGGGCUGGCCUCAGCCACAGGCCUCACACUUAGGGAGACUAGAGAGAGCUCCCAGUACCUGGAGUUCCACAUCUCUCAGGGAAAUAAGAAACCUCCAGGUUCCAGGCCUAAGGGGUAAAGCCUCAGGUGAAGAAGAUCCCUGCCAAACCCUGCUCCAUCCUGUAAAUAACCCGAUGGGGUCAAGUGAGGACAGGGCCACAGACUGCAGACAGCGCUGGUGACAAGGAAAAGGUGAACAACACAAGACGGUGUGUGUUACUGACCAGUAGCUCUGAGGUGACUGUCACUGUUACUAGAAUGAACCAGUGUCUCCCUGACU
Microtus ochrogaster (prairie vole) is the source of this 8988-nucleotide messenger RNA. It is a transcript of the gene C2cd3, whose product is annotated as C2 domain containing 3 centriole elongation regulator. Lineage: Eukaryota; Metazoa; Chordata; Mammalia; Rodentia; Cricetidae. The record is from RefSeq and is a predicted model, not a curated record. Gene Ontology annotation, biological process: cilium assembly; protein localization to centrosome; centriole elongation. Gene Ontology annotation, cellular component: centriolar satellite; microtubule organizing center; centriole.